AGUAGUCGCUGUUCAGUUCUGCAACAAUGGAGACAGGCUGCGGUUUGUCAGCGGCAGCAGAGACGGCACAGCAAGAAUAUGGCAAUACCAGCAGCAAGAAUGGAAGAACAUAGUGCUGGAUAUGGCUACCAAGAUGACUGGGAAUAGUGUUGUAUCUGGCGAGGACAAAGUUUCAAAGCUGAAGGUGACCAUGGUAGCUUGGGAUCGAUAUGAUACCACUGUUAUCACGGCAGUCAAUAACUUCCUCUUGAAAGUGUGGAAUUCUUCUACAGGGCAGCUUCUUCACACCUUAUCUGGCCACGACGACGAAGUGUUUGUUUUGGAAGCUCACCCGUUCGACCAAAGGAUCAUGCUCUCUGCCGGCCACGAUGGGAACAUUUUCAUUUGGGACCUUGAAAAAGGAACAAAAAUUCGCAAUUACUUCAACAUGAUUGAAGGCCAAGGUCACGGUGCAGUAUUCGAUUGCAAAUUCUCCCCUGACGGACAACACUUCGCCUGCACAGACUCGCAUGGGCACCUGCUGCUAUUUGGUUUUGGAUGCAAUAAAUUUUUCGAAAAGCUUCCAGAUCAGAUGUUCUUCCAUACAGAUUACCGCCCCCUGAUCCGUGAUGCUAAUAACUAUGUGCUGGACGAACAAACUCAGCAGGCCCCACAUCUCAUGCCUCCCCCCUUCCUGGUAGAUGUGGAUGGAAAUCCCCACCCCACAAGAUACCAAAGGCUUGUCCCAGGGCGGGAGAAUUGUAAAGACGAGCAGCUCAUUCCUCAGCUGGGAUAUGUUGCGAACGGUGACGGGGAGGUGGUGGAGCAAGUGAUUGGGCAGCAAACCAACGACCACGAAGAGAGCAUCCUCGACGGAAUGAUCAGAGAGUUGCAACGAGAACAAGAUAUGAGAAGGCGCCCCAACAGUGAAGUUCCUUCAAAUCCUCUGCAAAACAGAUCUCAGCCGGUCAGCGUUUUGAGAAGUCCAAGUUUGGAUCUUGCUUCUCCCCCAAAUGUCGGGCUGAGACGGAGCGGCCAGAUCGAAGGUGUCAGGCAGAUGCACCACAAUGCCCCGAGGAGUCAGAUUGCCACUGAGAGAGAUCUCAUGGCCUGGAGCCGGAGAGUGGUGGUAAAUGAGCUGCAUCCCGGGGUUAGCAGAGUCCAAGAAGAAAUCCGAGGCGCCAAAGGUGAUUUAGAAGUCCAUCUGUACACAUCUGAAAAAAAGAGAAAGCCUUCCCACACGUUACAAAGGAGCGAUUACCAACCUGGCAGUGGACGAUCUUUGCGGAGGAACCAACGCAAGCGCCAGCACGCUUACCAAACACGCUCCACCAUAGAACCCCCUUCCCAAGGCGCAAAGAGAAAUUCACACACCCAGGAAGAUUCUGAAAGCUCCUCUGAGGAAGACGAUACCGGCGGCACAAGCGAUGCCUCUGUGGACGACAACGUGGCUGCGUGGCAAAGUGAAAGCAGUUCCAGUGAUUCAUCUAGCGAAUACUCCGACUGGACUGCCGAUGCCGGUAUUAACCUCCAGCCUCCAAAGAGACAAACCCGGCAAGCUGCUCGCAAAAUCUGUAGCAGCUCUGAAGACGAGAAUGCAAAAGAUGCGAAAGGGCAAGAAGAAAAACGCAAGAAAUCCAAACAGGCGCGGAAAAAGAAACCCGGCGGGCUGCUGUCAAUGGAUGGAGAGCCAACAGAGGAAUGGUUUGCUCCCCACUGGAUCUUGGAUACCAUCCCACGACGUUCCCCCUUUGUCCCACAAAUGGGAGAUGAGAUCAUCUAUUUUAGACAAGGGCAUGAAGCUUACGUGCGUGCAGUACGGAAGGCAAAAAAUUAUGCUAUUAACUUGCAAAAGCAGCCGUGGAAUAAAAUGGAACUCAGGGAACAAGAAUUUGUGAAAAUUGUGGGAAUUAAGUAUGAAGUUGGACCACCAACCCUUUGCUGCUUGAAACUUGCCUUUCUUGAUCCGAUCUCAGGCAAAAUGACUGGUGAAUCAUUUUCCAUUAAGUACCACGAUAUGCCCGAUGUUAUUGAUUUCCUUGUGUUGCAUCAAUUUUACAAUGAAGCCAAAGAAAGGAACUGGCAGAUUGAUGAUAGAUUUCGCAGCAUAAUAGAUGAUGCAUGGUGGUUUGGAACGGUGGAGAGCCAGCAGCCAUUCCAGCAGGAAUAUCCUGAUAGUUCUUUCCAGUGCUACAGCGUUCACUGGGACAACAACGAAAGGGAAAAAAUGAGCCCCUGGGAUAUGGAGCCGAUUCCAGAAGGAACUGCUUAUCCGGAGGAGGUUGGAGCUGGAGUCCCUGUAACCUCGGACGAGCUGGCAUCUCUGCUGUACAAGCCCCAGGAAGGUGAAUGGGGGGCCCAUUCUCGAGACGAGGAAUGCGUGCGGGUCCUUCGAGGCAUCGAUCAGCUCUUGUCCCUAGAUAUUUCUAACCCCUUUGCUGUCCCGGUGGACCUUAGUGCCUAUCCUCUGUAUUGCACUGUCGUUGCUUACCCGACUGACCUCACCACAAUUAGGAGAAGACUUGAAAACAGAUUUUACAGGAGAAUAUCGGCGUUAAUGUGGGAGGUACGAUACAUUGAACAUAAUGCCAGGACAUUCAAUGAGCCCGACAGUCCUAUAGUUAAAGCAGCCAAAAUCGUUACCGAUGUCUUACUUCGCUACAUUGGGGAUCAGGGUUGCACAGAUAUCCUGGACAUCUAUAACAAAGUGAAGGCAGAAGAUCUGAGCAGCUCAGAUGAGGAGGAAGAGGUGGCAGAAGUCUAUGCUGAGUCAGAUGGUCCAGGAACCUCCUCUGGGAAAAGAAUGGUAAGACGCCAGAUAAAAAGGCAACCCAGCAAAGCGUGCGCCCGAUGCCUGGAAGGAACGUUACCAAGCAGCUUCAGUUAAGCCCUGAUCUCUGAACGUGAAGACUCCUGAGCCAUUUAGACAGCAACCUGUUGGAUCUCUCUUUUCCUAUCCCGAUUACCGAGAUAUUGUAGAUACUCCAAUGGACUUCAGCACUGUGAAAGAAACUUUGGAAGCAGGAAAUUACAGGAACCCCCUCGAAUUCUACAAGGAUGUUCGUUUGAUAUUCUGC
Sphaerodactylus townsendi is the source of this 3056-nucleotide messenger RNA. RefSeq names its product bromodomain and WD repeat domain containing 3 (gene BRWD3). The record is from RefSeq and is a predicted model, not a curated record. NCBI's taxonomy places the organism in Eukaryota, Metazoa, Chordata, Lepidosauria, Squamata, Sphaerodactylidae. Bases 122 to 2866 code for a protein of 914 amino acids. Gene Ontology annotation, molecular function: protein binding. Gene Ontology annotation, cellular component: nucleus. Gene Ontology annotation, biological process: regulation of transcription by RNA polymerase II; regulation of cell shape; cytoskeleton organization. The transcript has 25 exons.